AUGCCUUCUGCCACGGAAAUGUUCUACGAGUCCCAGGCCAUCCCUACCGCCUUUGAGCUCAGCAAGGGUUUGUCCAAAAAUCCAAAGUCAUCGAGGCGUCUAGAUAUCAUUGAUAUCCGCCAGGCGGCUGUGGAGUUGAACCUCAAGGAGGAAAUUCACCAACUAUUGCGGCCCCAAGAAGGCCCACGAAAACUCCCAACCCUGCUACUAUACGAUGAAAGGGGUCUGCAGUUGUUCGAACAGAUCACCUAUUUGGAAGAAUACUACCUGACCAACUCGGAAAUACAAGUGCUUAGAAGCUCUGCCCAGGCUAUUGCCAAGGCCAUCCCCUCAGGGUCCAUGGUCGUCGAGCUUGGGUCUGGCAACUUGAGAAAAGUACAAAUCUUGCUCCAAGCUCUAGAGGAUGCUGGAAAAGACAUUGACUACUAUGCUCUGGAUCUGGACAAGCGGGAACUCGAGCGCACUCUGGCCCAGGUACCAGCAUUUCGCUUCGUCACAUGCCAUGGCUUGCACGGCACCUACGAUGAUGGUCGGGUGUGGCUAAAGAAUUCAUCCGUCUCAGCACGGCCAAAGUGUGUCAUGAGUUUGGGGUCAAGCAUUGGCAACUUCCACCGCUCUGAUGCUGCCGCAUUUCUCCGGAGCUUCUCGGAUGUGCUUCAGCCUUCAGACACAUUCCUGCUGGGACUGGACUCGUGCACGAAUCCGUCAAAAGUCUAUCAUGCAUACAAUGACCGACACGGCGUAACCCAUCAGUUCAUUCUGAAUGGUCUUCGUCAUGCGAAUGAGGUCCUCGAGGACGAGGUAUUCAACCUCGAUGAAUGGCAGGUUAUUGGCGAAUACGUCUAUGACGUUGAGGGCGGCCGCCAUCAGGCUUUCUAUUCUCCGUCUCGCGAUGUGACUAUCCUGGGCGAGAAUAUUAAGGCACAGGAGCGAAUUCAGGUUGAACAGAGCCUGAAGUACUCGGAAGAUGGCAUGAAGAAACUGUGGUCUGAAGCAGGAGUAGUCGAGACGGACCGAUGGAUGACGGACAACAACGAGUACGGACUUCAUUUGUUGACCAAGCCUACGACUAUGCCAUUCAGCCUGGACCCGCGCCAAUACGCCGGCUCCGUACUGCCAACUCUAGAUGAUUGGAAGGCUCUCUGGUCGACAUGGGACACCGUCACACAACGAAUGCUGCCCGAUGAGGAGUUGUUGGAGAAACCAAUCAAGCUGAGAAAUGCUUGUAUUUUCUACCUUGGCCACAUACCAACCUUCCUAGACAUUCAGCUGACCAAGACUACGAAACAACCGCCAACUGAGCCUGUAUCGUAUUCUGCAAUAUUCGAAAGGGGUAUCGACCCAGAUGUGGACAACCCAGAGCACUGUCACAGCCAUUCGGAAAUUCCAGAUGAGUGGCCUAAGCAAGCAGACAUCCUACGCUACCAGAACAAUGUGCGUGUCAGGUUGACCGGACUCUACUCACAUGGCCCAGAAAGUAUACCCCGGGACGUAGCAAGAGCCAUCUGGGUGGGAUAUGAGCAUGAGUUGAUGCACAUGGAAACACUUCUUUACAUGAUGCUACAGAGUGACAAGACCCUGCCCCCGCCUCAUAUACCUCGUCCAGAUUUCAAAGGCCUUGCCCGGAAAGCAUAUGCCGAGAGGACGGCGAAUGAAUGGUUCACCAUCCCCGAGCAGCACAUACUCGUUGGGCUGAACGACCCUGAGGAUGACGAGAGAUUUAAAGGGCACUUUGGCUGGGAUAACGAGAAACCGGCUCGUAAAAUAAAUGUCAAGUCUUUCCAGGCAAAAGGGCGACCAAUCACAAACGAAGAGUAUGCCUACUACAUGUACGAGACGAAGGUAACCAAGAUCCCGGCAUCCUGGGCCGAGGCACCGCAACAUCACGUCAAUGGUAGCAACGGGACCAGUCACGAGCACACUAACGGGCAAGCGAACGGCCACGCAAAUGGCCACGUCAACGGCCACGUGAAUGGUAGCCACGAUACUGGUUCUACUCUGCUGCCCUCAUCCUUCUUGGAUGACAAGACAGUUCGAACCAUUUACGGUCUUGUGCCUUUAGAGUAUGCUCUAGAUUGGCCUGUAUUUGCCUCUUAUGAUGAGUUGGCGGGUUGUGCUGCUUGGAUGGGCGGUCGUAUUCCAACCUUUGAGGAAGCCAGGAGCGUAUAUGCCUACGUCGAUUACCUGAAGAAGAAGGAAGCAGAGCGUAAGCUCGGCAAGACAGUACCGGCAGUAAACGGACAUCUCGUCAACGACGGUGUUGAGGAGACACCACCAUCACGAGGUUUCGGCAUGCAGGUCAAUGGAGAGGCGUCCGAAAAUGACGACUCCUUCGUUGACCUCGAAGGUUCCAAUGUCGGUUUCAACCAUUGGCAUCCAAUGCCCAUAACGUCCCGCGGCAACCGCUUAGCUGGCCAGUCCGAGAUGGGCGGUGUUUGGGAAUGGACCAGCUCUCAUUUGACUCGGCAUGAGGGGUUCGAGCCAAUGGCCCUGUAUCCUGCCUACACCUCCGACUUCUUUGAUGGAAAGCACAAUGUUGUCCUCGGUGGUUCCUGGGCCACGCAUCCUCGCAUCGCAGGGCGCAAAUCCUUGUGA
Pestalotiopsis fici W106-1 is the source of this 2595-nucleotide messenger RNA. RefSeq lists its product as uncharacterized. Bases 1 to 2595 code for a protein of 864 amino acids. Lineage: Eukaryota; Fungi; Ascomycota; Sordariomycetes; Amphisphaeriales; Sporocadaceae. The record is from RefSeq and is a predicted model, not a curated record. The transcript is spliced from 11 exons.